Phytophthora sojae is the source of this 459-nucleotide messenger RNA. RefSeq lists its product as hypothetical. The transcript has a single exon. NCBI's taxonomy places the organism in Eukaryota, Oomycota, Peronosporomycetes, Peronosporales, Peronosporaceae. The record is from RefSeq and is a predicted model, not a curated record. Bases 1 to 459 code for a protein of 152 amino acids.
AUGCCGCACUAUGGCGGCUCGCUCGGCGAAAGCUUGGAGCUGUUCCUGGAUCAAGCCAGGCUCUUCUUUGAGGCUAAGAACAUCGACUACACGCACGAAGAUAACCGCAAGCGUGUGCUGGCCAUCAUGGUUUCUAACCUAACGGGGCAAGCUGCUACCUGGUACAUCACGCAGCAGCAUGAGAUUGCCGACAUCACGGCGCUCGCAGCGGCGUUGCGGCGCGAGUUUAUUCCACCCGUCUUACAGGAGCGCUUGCGCGACUCGCUGGACCAACUCAAACAGCGUGAGUGCCGUGACCUGACUGAGUACGUGACUAAGUAUCGCCAGCUGAUCAGCCGCGUCAAGGACAUGGGCAAGCUCGACAAGAUUACGCUCUUUACGCGUGGCCUUGUGUCACAGACUCGCUCCGAGGUUGUGUAUCGCCGGUGCAGUACGGUGCACGAAGCCGUAAACGUAUGA